AUAUUGUCACGAUUCAAACAAAGUGGAUAUGUUGGAAUAACUAGUCAAAACCCAGCUGCCGUCUAUCCACCAAAUAUGUUUUUAUCCUAUGAUUUUGUGAAUUGGCUAACCGCUGGAAAUGUGAAAGAGUUGGUGACACGUGAAAGCGCAAUCAAGUUCGCUAAUGACAUGGUCGACCUUGAAACUAUUCAAAUCGUUCGAGCAACCGACACUGAAUAUGAUGAGCUCGAAUCAUGUGUAUCGUCCGAAUCUGAAGCACGAUUGUUCCGUUAUGGUUGGGCUAUCAUCAAACAUUCGAAAAUUUAUGGUGUGGCCUCAGAUCAUAUCGUUAUCUAA
Strongylus vulgaris is the source of this 336-nucleotide messenger RNA. Lineage: Eukaryota; Metazoa; Nematoda; Chromadorea; Rhabditida; Strongylidae. The record is from the annotation of a GenBank genome assembly.